Molecule: messenger RNA, 1495 nt
Organism: Drosophila virilis
Lineage: Eukaryota; Metazoa; Arthropoda; Insecta; Diptera; Drosophilidae
Product: alanyl-tRNA editing protein Aarsd1-B
Biological process (GO): regulation of translational fidelity; tRNA aminoacylation
Molecular function (GO): Ser-tRNA(Ala) deacylase activity; aminoacyl-tRNA ligase activity; ATP binding
Source: RefSeq, a predicted model, not a curated record
UGCAUUUGUUUUUGUUGUUGCCGGUUUCGGGCCCUGUAAAUGACAACACUUGCCAAAAGAUUUCAUAAUUAACCCAAACAAACAGCUGCUAACAACAUGGUCUUCAAAUGUCAGGAAGACAGCUUCCUUAAGCAGUUCCGGACGACUGUCGUCUCGUGCGAAUAUGCUACUUUGGAGUGGAGCGGCGAGGACAAUAGCGCAGAAGCGCGUCAGCUGCGCGGCGUCAACUUGGUCUGUGAGGACACCAUCCUGUUUCCCGAGGGCGGCGGUCAGCCCUGCGACUAUGGCACGAUCAAUGGGCAACCGGUACGCAAUGUCUUGCGCAAGGGCAGCACAGCCAUUCACUUUGUCGAGUCGUCUACCUGCUUUGAGGAGGGUACCGAAGUGCAGCAGCAUUUGGAUUGGCCGCGCCGUCUGGACCACAUGCAGCAACAUUCCGGUCAGCAUCUGAUAACAGCACUGUUCGAUCGCGAGUUCAAGUAUGACACAACGUCCUGGUCGCUGGGCGCCAGCGUCUCAUAUAUACAGCUGAGCACACCACAUCUUAUUAGUCGCGAGUCACUUGAUCUUAUAGAGCGGCAAGCCAAUGAUCUAAUUCGCGAGGGUCGCGCUGUCAGCGUGCUGCUCGUGGACCCGGAGGUGGCACAAGAGUUUCAGGAUGCACGCGCACCACGCGGCCUGCCCAAGGACCAUGAGGGACUGGCACGUGUUGUCCGCAUCGAGGGCAUUGAGUCCAACAUGUGCUGCGGCACACACGUGACCAAUUUGUCCCAACUACAGUGCAUCAAGCUGUUGUAUGCCGAGAAGGUCAAGUCAAAUGUUCUGGUGUAUUUUGUGGUGGGUGAACGUGUCCUGCGAAAGCUGGGCGAGAUCUUCAAACGCGAGCAGCAGCUCACAGUGGCGCUUAAGGGCGGCCCACAGCAGCAUCUGGAGCUGGUGCAAAAGCUGCAUCAAAAUGUGAAAUCCACACGCAAAUCGUUUCAACAGCUGUUAAAAGAUUUCGCUAACGCAGAAGCCGAACGCCUGGAGAAUCUGCCCAAAGCUAUGCGUCCCAAAUACUUUGCCCUUCAUCGGCGUGACGGCAUCGAAGUUGACUUCAUUAACACAUUUCUGCGAAAUGCCCCAGAGGAAAUUUUCUAUUUUUUGACCGUGUCCGAGAGCGUGUCGAGCGGCAGUGGCGCCAAAGGACAUAUGGUACUGCGCGGUGAACCGACGCUGGUGGAGCAGCUUGGUCCAAAGUUUCUUGAGCUACUCGAGGGCAAAGGCAAUGGCAAGGAGAACAAUUUUCAAGGCAAGAUAACGAAUCUUUCCGGACUACAAGAAUGUAAUGCUCUGUUAGAGGCGCACUUUAAGCCAAAAAAACCAAAUGCAGAUCCCGCGAGCGCCUCGUGAAACAGGAAAUAUCGCAUUACUUAUAUUAAUUUGUACUAAUUGGUUUGUUUUCUCUUGAAAUGAUGUACAAUUUAUGAUAUUAAACAUAACUAAGCAGAGGUAA